GUUGUGGCACAGUUGGCAUCACAACGUCUUGAUCUUGUACUUCUAGUUUUCUCGCAAUUCUCAACUCUUCCUCGUAAUUCAGCCACUCAAGAUACAAUGUCUACCAACUGCAGGAGACGACUUAUCCGUGACUUCAAACGUCUAUCUAGUGAUCCACCAAGCGGCAUUUCUGGGAGUCCAUGCCCAGAUAACAUCAUGAUCUGGAAUGCUGUAAUAUUUGGGCCUUCUGACACACCAUUCGAGGACGGCACAUUCAAACUUCUGCUCACGUUUGACGAAUCUUACCCCAACAAGCCGCCUACAGUGAAAUUCCUUUCCAGAAUGUUUCAUCCAAAUGUAUAUAACAACGGCGAACUCUGCCUGGACAUUUUACAAAAUCGCUGGUCUCCCACGUAUGAUGUUGCCGCCAUCCUUACUUCCAUCCAGAGUCUCCUGCACGAUCCUAAUCCGAACAGCCCGGCAAAUGCAGAAGCUGCGCAGUUGUACCGAGAAAACAUGAAGGAGUACGUGAGAAGGGUGAAAGCCACAGUGGAGGAUAGCUGGUUAGAUCCAGAAGAGAAGCAAAAGAUGAUGGUUGAUGAUGACGGGGAAGGUAGUAGAGAAGCUGCUACCUGACAUAUUUUUUCAUUUGGUUUAUGCACUCACGGACGACUUGUGUGAUCUCUGUUAUUUUGUUUCGGUCUACUAGAUCAUACCUGAUUUAAUUUAAUGAGGUUUGUGUUCCGACUAUUAUGAAUUUUCAUCUCGACCAUACCCGCUGACAGUGGUCUUUCACGGCCCUGGACAAUACUCAUCUAUACUCAAAUUCUGCAGUACUUCAGCCAUCG
Suillus paluster is the source of this 827-nucleotide messenger RNA. Its product is annotated as ubiquitin-conjugating enzyme. The coding region runs from base 97 to 615 and encodes 172 amino acids. The transcript is spliced from 3 exons. Gene Ontology annotation, molecular function: ubiquitin conjugating enzyme activity. Gene Ontology annotation, cellular component: HULC complex. NCBI's taxonomy places the organism in Eukaryota, Fungi, Basidiomycota, Agaricomycetes, Boletales, Suillaceae. Gene Ontology annotation, biological process: proteasome-mediated ubiquitin-dependent protein catabolic process; protein polyubiquitination; DNA repair. The record is from RefSeq and is a predicted model, not a curated record.